UGGCAGUCAGUAUCAUCGAAAAUGUCAGUAGUUGUCCAGAUCCUUCUUUACGUUUGAACUGAAACACAGUAUUGCAGUUAAUUCGCGGAAUUAUCCAUAAGAUUUAUUGCUCAUAGUAAUUGUUUAAUUGAAAUGUGCAGUGUUUGUAAAAUUAUAAUUGUGCAACGUGCCUGUGGAGUGUCGUUAAGUGUUGAGUGUUCAGUGCUAGUGUAAAGUGUUGCGAAUUGCUGAUGCUGAUAACUUUUAAGUUCCUGAGCAAAAUCAUUUGGCAUCGUCUGGUGGGAAAUAGCAAUUAAGUGACGUUUCUUUAGCUGGAAUACACUUGGAGCAAUUUAAAUUAAAUCUUCAAGUGUAUUAGGACACCCUUCUGCAUAUUAUUACUCCACUAAGUUGUCGGCUGCAUUCAUACUCAUAAUCAAACUAAGUUUUUCUGGAAUGACCAUGAUAUUAUUUAGCUUAAUGAGGGGAUUUUAUGAAGAAAAUUAAGUGGCUCAGUGAAAGAAAAUGGCGGAAUUUCAAUCUACUCGGAAUUUUAUUGGCCACUAGAAUUGUAUACAAGUGGCUGGAACACUAGCAGAAGCAAAAGCAGGACUCGCUGGAGGAAGAGAAGGAUAAGAAGAAGGAGUCGGAAAUAGAAGCUGAAGUAGGAGUUUAAGGAACUGUAGAGCCAUAACGACAGUACAUUGAGAUAAUGGGUAUGGAGUAUGGUGAUACGGACAAGACAACAGCGGUAACAACCUACAAUCCAAAUGUUGAACAGUUUAUACGUCGGGAACAAGAUCGUCGAGUGGUACAAGAAGGUACUGCCAUGUGGAGGCGACGUAAAGAAGAAAUUUUACGUCAAAAACAUCAUGAGCAACGUCAAUUGAGACAUCUGCAAGCGACUUACUCGCCGUGGGGAAAACCGGGUGGCGGUGCUUUCUGUGAGAGUGCACUCAAGAAAAAGAAUGUUGUUCUUGAGCCAAUAUCGCCACCGCGUUCUUAUCAGGGUUGGACAACCAAGUCAUUUAUCACCCGCAUGUGCAACAACGAAAUAGACCCACUGGCAUUAACCAGCUCCGAGAAAUUAUUCGACUCAAAGUCUAGACCAGGAAUCACUCGUUCUCCGCGAUCUUCACCUCCACCUCUGGCUCUUCCUUCACCUAGACAGGUUUACUCCAGACCAUAUACGUCAAUAGACGUACCGAAUGAUGGCAACAAAAAUACCCAGGAUUAUGAAUUAACUGGUGGAGUUGAAUUAGUCCCGUUGCUUACAGCACGUAAAUGUCAUUCACACCCAAUUAAAUAUAUAAUCACCGAUGCAACACGACCCGGCUACACAAUAGACAGAUACCGUUCAUUGAAUAUUGAGAAUCGUGAUUACACAGCAGCCCUGUCAGAGCAGAUAUCUCGAAAGCGACAGCGCAUACUCGAGGAAAAACGUUUGGAACAAGAGAGCUGUCGUAGGCAUUUUGACACAUGGAGAAAAUUCUGGGGGCGACCAGGUCAUGGAGCGCCAAUAGAUCACGCUUAUAGAAAUGAUCUCCAUGCGAUAUUAUAUCGUCCUGCGGUAUAUUGAUCACAGUGUUGCAAUAAAAUAGCUUUAGACUUAACUACUCCGCUAAUUAUAAUGUUUGAUAAGUCGCGGCAGUAACUCGAUAAUUGAGUCAGAGUGAUGAUUAAAUGAAAACUAUAUUUAGUUGAGGUCUAGUUAUGUCAUUCGGAUCCAGACCUAAACCUGAAACUGGUCCUAGACCUGGAGCUAGUCCUGGUUCUGGAUUUAGAUCUAGAUUCAGAUUUUAGGGAAACAUGAAUUACGUAGAUGUAGUCGUAGGACUGAUGCUAAUUCACGAACAAUUUGCAUAAUGAUCCAUUGGAAACAGAUUGACCACGUAGAAGCGUGAAAGCUGUCAAGAGGAUAUAAUGGACCCAGUCACAUUAAUUAAUGACCGUAACAGUCUAGUCGUGAUGUUUGUGGCGGUGAUCCACCAGUCGAUGAAUACGUUGCACUCUAUUCAUUUGCCGAGACGUAUAAAUACUCCAGCCUUUGCUUUGUUAGAUUCGCUCGAGUUUCACGGUGGCUGCAGCAGAAACGAUUUUGACCCCUUCCGUUUAAAAGUCGAUUCUGUUUGCCUAGGGCUUUGUUUCAAAGAUCAACGAGGUGAUUGCUGUUUUUCCAACGUGUUUUAUUGUCAGUAGUUGGGCAGA
Microplitis demolitor is the source of this 2187-nucleotide messenger RNA. RefSeq lists its product as uncharacterized. The transcript has 9 exons. Lineage: Eukaryota; Metazoa; Arthropoda; Insecta; Hymenoptera; Braconidae. The coding region runs from base 692 to 1558 and encodes 288 amino acids. The record is from RefSeq and is a predicted model, not a curated record.